AGGCAGUGCAUUAUAUCAUACCAAUUUGAAAACCCAGAACAAAUAAAGGAAAACUUAUAUCUCUAGAAAGCAUAUCGAUGGAAUACUUCAAAUACAACAUAUUAAUUGCAGUAUGCAUUUAUGGAGAAUACAACUUCGAUUGUUCUUGAGAAAUCAGCAAGCAAAAUCCAGGGAAGACAUUAAAUAAGCCAUACGAUGAAUACUUAAUAACACAAAUCUGAGAGGUUUAGUGGAAUCAAAAAUGGCAAACAACACUGAGGUCGUAGGAGGAGUCACCACGCUAACUUAUUUAUCAGAGAUGCUUCGUUCAUUGUAAAUACUGCGACGCUGGAUAUUAACGACGCUGAGUUUGGUUAAACCUGCAACGCUGAAUACAAACGAUAUUGAAAUCAUAUCAACGUAACAACCUAGGAAAUUGACAGAUCAAAAUGGAAGAUUUGAGUAGCAAGAUGAGUAAUGUUACGAGUGCUACCCAGAACAUAUACGAUGAGAUGGUUUCAAAUGUUACACAAUCGGAUUUACCAUACCGCAACUACAAUGGAACCAAUUCUACCAGUAAUAUGAAUGACACAUCUCAACCGGUGGAUUACUCAUUACCAACGUACGCUCAAAUCCUUCUCACCACCAUUUACAUGACCAUAACAGUUCUGGCGAUCGGUGGCAAUGUCAUUGUAUGUUACAUUGUCCUCGCUUAUCAAAGGAUGCGUAGUGUUACCAAUUACUUUAUUGUUAACCUGGCCGUGAGUGAUAUACUUAUGGCCGCUCUCUGCAUACCGUUCUCGUUUAUAGCCAACACUCUCUUACACCACUGGCCGUUUGGAGCAUUUAUGUGUCCUGUGAUGGCUUUCUCGCAAACUGGAGCAGUGUUUCUUAGCGCAUUUACUCUCGUAGCUAUUAGCAUUGACCGUUACAUUGCCAUUAUCUUCCCCUUGCGACAACGUAUGUCCACAAGCCAGGCGUUUAUCAUCAUCAUUCUGAUCUGGAUCUCCGCUAUCGCCAUCUCUCUCCCCACGGCUAUUCUCUCCCGCACUCACCAGGCGCUGGACUAUAAUGGUGUUAUGAGAGACUAUUGUACAGAGAAGUGGGACCCUCCAUCCAGAGCGGUGAACUACACAAUGACUAUAUUAACUUUACAGUACUUUGUGCCCGUGUCAGUGUUAAUAUUUACAUACAUAUGGAUAGGUGUGGUCAUAUGGGCAAAGAAGCCACCCGGUGAGGCGGAGAAUAACAGAGAUCAGCGCAUGGCUGCUUCGAAAAGAAAGAUGAUUAAGAUGAUGAUUACUGUUGUGAUCAUUUACGCCAUCUGUUGGCUGCCCCUGCACACUAUAACGAUCUUGGGUGACCUUCAGCCGUCAAUCUGGCACAACCAGUACAUGAAUGUCGUUUGGAUUUGCAGCCAUUGGUUCGCCAUGAGCAACAGCUGUUACAACCCUUUGGUUUACUGUUGGAUGAACGCCAAAUAUAGGAAUGGCUUUAAACAUGUCUUUAGGAAAUGUUGUCCGUUUUUGGCUGGAUGCGAGUCCAAACCAACGGCAGAUACUCUCCAAUCAAUGAGACGGUCCAACACUCUCCUCACGACGGUGAAAUUUACUCAGAGUGACAAAAGAGGGGCCCAGAUGUAUUUAGCUAAGUAUCCAGACGACUCAUCGAGUGAAAGUACUGAGAAGACUGAUACGAUGCCUCUGCGCCCAGUGUCUAAUUUAUCUAAUGGGCUUAACGGACCCCACGGGAGCAGAACAUCGCUCCAUAAACAACAAAAUCGUCAAACUGAUUCAUAUUCAUGAAAAGUCUGAUCCUGUCUUAAACUCCCUAAUAUUAUCAGCCGAAUGUUAAGGAUGCAAUCAUAAAAUACAAGGGGGAUCGUGUAUUCAUUAAUAUAUCUGAGAGUCACAAUGUCCCUUAACACAGACAGAACAAGAUUUGAUUAAUUAAUACACCGCACGUAACAUUUCGGAGAUCAUGAUAUUGCCAUCGUCUUUUGUUGUUACUGUUAAACCACGUUGGUAUUUUCUAGGCAACUAAUCGCCAAUGUAUGCAUUCUGAUACUCAUAGCAUCUCUCUCUUGCAUCGCAGAAGGAUAGAGGAGAGGGCGUGGCUUAUACCACGAUGCAAUGUAUGAUAUGAUAUGAUUGUAGAUAUAGUCUUAAAAUAAAUAUCAGAAUAUAUAAAGUAAGGUCGAGACUCCGGAGAAGUAUGCUAUGUCAUGAUUCCAUUUUUAUCAAUGAGUCCAGUGAAAUAAACCAAUGAAAAUUAUAUCAAGAAAAAUCAUAUGAUAUUUUAUUUAUCCCAUGAA
Owenia fusiformis is the source of this 2293-nucleotide messenger RNA. Lineage: Eukaryota; Metazoa; Annelida; Polychaeta; Sabellida; Oweniidae. The record is from the annotation of a GenBank genome assembly.